Molecule: messenger RNA, 2154 nt
Organism: Trifolium pratense (red clover)
Lineage: Eukaryota; Viridiplantae; Streptophyta; Magnoliopsida; Fabales; Fabaceae
Product: replication protein A 70 kDa DNA-binding subunit A
Exons: 2
Coding region: 120-2006 (628 amino acids)
Biological process (GO): nucleotide-excision repair; telomere maintenance via telomerase; double-strand break repair via homologous recombination
Cellular component (GO): DNA replication factor A complex; nucleus
Molecular function (GO): damaged DNA binding; single-stranded telomeric DNA binding
Source: RefSeq, a predicted model, not a curated record
ACUCGUAAAAAUUAUUCAUCUAUUUCUAUGUCUCGAAAUAUUAUUCUCUACUAUACUUUCUCUUUCCAUUUCCAGUUAGAGAAAUUUCUUUCCUAAUACACAAUCAUAACUAAACCACCAUGGCGGUGAAUCUCACGGCGAACGCUAUUCCGGCGAUAAUCAACGGCGACGUUGACGCAAAACCGUUGGUUCAAGUUCUCGACAUUGCAACAAUCCAAAGUACCAAAAACUCUCAGACAGAGAGAUACCGUCUUCUUCUUUCCGACUCCGUUUUAUCUCACCACGCCAUGCUCGCUGCUCAACUCAACGAGAAAGUCAAAACCGGCCGUAUUAAGAAAGGAACAAUCGUUCAGCUUCUCGAUUAUAUAUGCACUCUUUUUCAGAAUCGCAAGAUUAUUAUGGUUCUCAACAUGGAAUCCAUAAUACCUGAUUGUGAGAUAAUUGGUAAUCCAAAGUCAUUUGUGGAUUCAGAAUUACCUGUUCAGAAAGAAUUGUGUGAUAACACUGUGCAGAGUUCGUCCAGUGGUAAUAAUAAUAACUUGGCUGCUCAAAAUAGAGGUAGUAAUGUGCAGAAUUUCAGGCCAACCGUUCAACCUGCAUACAAACCUCCUCCAGUUUACAAAGGCCGCGGUGCAGUUGUAAAAAACGAAGCACCAGCAGGUGUAAUACCAAUAGCCGCUUUAAAUCCAUAUCAAGGUAGGUGGGCCAUCAAGGCAAGGGUUACUGCUAAAGGGGAUUUGCGCCGCUAUAACAAUGCUCGUGGAGAUGGAAAAGUCUUCUCGUUCGAUCUCCUUGAUUCUGAUGGAGGUGAAAUCCGUGUAACAUGUUUUAAUGCUGUUGUUGACCGCUUCUAUGAUGCAAUUGAGGUUGGUAAAGUUUACUUGAUAUCUAAAGGUAACUUGAAACCUGCACAGAAGAAUUUUAACCAUUUGAAGAAUGAUUGGGAAGUUAUGCUGGAUUUAAAUUCAACGGUUGAGCUUUGCCCAGAUGAGGAUGGUUCUAUACCUAGACAGCAAUUCUCCUUCAGGCCUAUCAGUGACAUUGAGAAUGUUGAGAAUAAUGCAAUCCUUGAUGUUAUUGGGGUUGUGACAUUUGUGAGUCCUACAGUUCCCAUCUUAAGGAAGAACGGAAUGGAAACACAGAGAAGGAUUUUAAAUCUAAAGGACAAUUCUGGCAGGAGUGUUGAGCUAACACUGUGGGGUGAAUUCUGCAACAGGGAAGGACAAAAGCUGCAAGAGAUGGUAGAUGCUGGGGUUUUCCCCAUUUUAGCAGUAAAGGCGGGGAAGGUUAAUGAAUUCAGUGGAAAGUCUAUAGGCUCUAUUUCUACUACUCAGCUUUUCAUAAAUCCAGAUUUCCCUGAGGCACAAAGCUUAAGAAGCUGGUUUGAUCAAGUCGGAAAAGAUUCUGCUUCUCUAUCCGUUUCUAAGGACAUUACUCAUGGAGGUCCCAAGAAUGAGAUACGCAAAACUGUGUCUCAAAUCAAAGAUGAAGGUCUGGGGAGGUCAGACAAACCAGACUGGAUAACAUUGAGGGCAGCCAUAUCAUUCAUUAAGACUGAUACAUUUUGUUACACGGGUUGCCCUCUGAUGAUUGGAGAUCGGCAGUGCAAUAAGAAAGUGAUAAGGUCAGGAGACACAAAAUGGCAGUGUGAUAGAUGCAACCAGGAGUUUGAGGAAUGCGACUAUCGAUACCUUCUCCAAGCUCAAAUCUUGGAUAAUACUGGAUUAACUUGGGUUACUGCUUUCCAGGAAGCAGGGGAAGAGAUUAUGGGGUACUCGGCAAAAGAUCUGUAUGUGUUAAAGUAUGAACAGGAGGAUGUUGAGAAGUUUGGAAAUAUAAUCAAGAGUAGACUCUUCAACCAAUUUGUAUUUAGGCUGAAAAUCAAAGAGGAAUUAUAUGGCGAUGAGCAGAAGGUGAAGAUUACAGUAGUUAAGGCAGAUAAGGUGAAUUAUUCUGCAGAGAGUAGAUACAUGCUUGACUUCAUUUCCAAGCUCUGUAGGCAGUAAUUUUAGCUUGGUUUUAAGCAUAUCUUUAUAUAGAAUCAUUUUAGAAAAAAAGUAGCAUUAGCACGAAUUGACUAUUAGUGAUUAUGGAUUAUUACAUCUUUUGUGUAAUCAAACUACGUUUAUCAACUGACAACUAUUAUUCGACUUA